Homarus americanus (American lobster) is the source of this 3720-nucleotide messenger RNA. RefSeq names its product zinc finger protein 84-like. Gene Ontology annotation, biological process: regulation of transcription by RNA polymerase II. The record is from RefSeq and is a predicted model, not a curated record. NCBI's taxonomy places the organism in Eukaryota, Metazoa, Arthropoda, Malacostraca, Decapoda, Nephropidae. Gene Ontology annotation, molecular function: RNA polymerase II transcription regulatory region sequence-specific DNA binding; DNA-binding transcription factor activity, RNA polymerase II-specific. Bases 1 to 1428 code for a protein of 475 amino acids. The transcript is spliced from 6 exons. Gene Ontology annotation, cellular component: nucleus.
AUGCGCUGUUCAGUGAUGCUUUGUUUUGGUUCACCAGAGAAUAUCCUGGCAAUGAGGCAGGACAACUUCUGGCAUGGAAAUCAAACCUUGACAAUAGUGCAUAACUUGGUGCGGCUGAAUAGUGACAGUCAAAUGGCUGCCGACAGAGGAAUGACAGCAUCUGGGAACAUGCUCGCCAGCAGCAAAAAGAUGCCCAAAAUAUAUAGAUGUAUUCACUGUCCCUUCAUCAGUACAAAACGCUGUAAUUUUGUUGAACAUUUCCGUACCCACACUGGAGAGAGACCCUUCUCGUGUCCUCAGUGCUCUUAUAGGACAGGUGUCAAAUCAAACUUAAAGAGGCAUUAUUUUUCUUGUGGACUGUUAAAGUUUCAUGGAUACUGUGAAGGUUCAAAUUGUGAUACUGUUACCCUCAUGAUAGGCUUCAAGUGUGCUGUGUUGCUGGACAGUCAUAUGGCCAACGAGGCAGGAGCCACAGGCGCUGGGAGGAAUAUCUUCGACCACAGAAAAAUCCCCAAAAGACACAAUUGUCCUCAAUGUAAAUUUAGUAGCAGCAAUAAAACACAUUUUAUAGAACACUAUCGUACUCACACUGGAGAGAAGCCAUUUUCUUGUUCAUUUUGUUCAUAUCAGACAGAGAGGCCUUCCCUACAGGUGUUGUGGGAGAGAGGCAGUGUUGGGCGGGAAGGCAGUUUGGAGCCUUCCAGGGGCACACAGAAACUACACCACUGUCCCUACUGCUCCUAUACAACAGUUUAUGCCACUAAUUUGAAGAACCAUACCUUGACGCACACAAAUGUUAAGCCAUAUGCCUGCCCUCAUUGCCCUUAUCGUUGUAUUCAAAAAGGCAGUCUAAAGGUCCAUCUUUGUAUACAUACCGGGGAGAAGCCAUAUUCAUGCCCUCGCUGCCCCUACCAGUCCUCCAGUAGCAGCCACCUCAAGAGACAUAUUCGCACUCACCUUACCAAACCCGAUGUUAUACAAAGAGAAGGGGAGGGUCCAUUUGCUGAGUGUACCCUACAGGUGGAUCAGCAGAAUGAGAGCAGCACCAGCCUCGGAGGCAGCAAUACCCUGACCAACACCACCAUACACCGCUGCCUCUACUGCCCAUACACCACCCCAAGAAGAUUCUUAUGGACUAAUCACAUGCGAACCCACACUGGAGAGAAGCCUUUUGCAUGUGCAUACUGUAACUAUGCUGGAGCCACAAAGGAAUAUCUAAAGAAACACAUAUUAACUCAUACGGGAGAGAAACCAUAUCCCUGUCCCCAUUGUUCUUAUCGGGCUUCUCAGAGCACAACCCUCUACCAUCACCUUCGUACUCAUACCGGAAAAAAGCCUCACAGAUGUGACUACUGCAGGAAAGGCUUUUCAACCAAGAGAUUAUUAGAUGACCACAUUUUAAGACUUCACUCCCAGAACACUGGAUAGUUUUGCCACACAAAUACCUCUAUAUAAGUGCUGUUGCAAGAUGAUGGAAGAGCUUAUCAAUAUUCACAGCACAGUUCUGUAUAUAUAACAUGAUGGUAUGGAUCUUAAAGUUUAUGAAAAUAACCAUAACUGGAAAACAUCAUUGCUGAAUUUCUUGGCAAAACUUUGUGUCAACUGCCUAAGGUAAGAUGAAGGUUCAUAAUGAGGCAGUGUGGUGGGAGAUAACUGCUCAUCACCAUCAGUGUUAUGUAGUGUUCUAUACUGCAGAUAUUUUUUUAAUAAUUCAGAGAACACUCUUAACUUUUACCACCAUAGUGUCAUUUUUGGGACACCUACCUGUAUAUUUAUACAGGUUUAAAUUGUACAGACAUUAAUCCUUUGGCACAGUACUAAAUUGAAUAGCCAUUACAAGGUAUUAUAGAUGUUGUCAUCUGUACCAUCCUUAGUGCAAUAUCAUUUGAUGUGGUCCAUUUGUAAAUUUAAGAAAAUAAAGGUCAGAAGCACUUCUCUCCAAGGGAUUUUCUAGAAAUUUUACAAGUACGGUACAGAGUGUAAACCAGGUAAGACAGGGUUUCAAGAAAACUCAUUGGCAUGAACAGUACUGAAUAAAGUAUUAGAAAAAUACACAGCCAACCAGCUUGAGGCAGAUAUGAUGAUCGUAAAUAUAACUAACAAAGCACAUACAUCUCAAUGAGAUAGACUGUUGUGUCUUAUAGGAGAAUGUAAAAGAAGUCAAUAGUUUUUCUUUUUAUUAUAAAUUAUAGAUACAUAUAAAUAUACUUGUUAUAUUAUACUUAUAGUCAUUAGAUACAGUAUUAUUGUACUGUAUAGUAUGGUAUCAAUACUUUCUAUGUUUAGGUCAAGUAUUUAGUAAAUACCUGCACAGGGUACUAGUUAUUUUUGUAUAAAAUACGUAAUGGUAAAAUGGGGUUAUUUUCACACUACAGGUAUCAACUUAAUUCUUCUCAUAAAAGACUAUUUCUAUCCUGAUUCAAGUUACUUGUUUGUGAUUACUGUACAGUACUGCACUGUACUGUAUUAGUUUUUUCUUCAUUGCAAUAUGCAAUAUACUGUGCUGGUUCUGUACAGUAUAUGGUACAGUGUAUAUUUUUAAUUAAAGAGGCUACAGUAUACUAUGUUAUAUACAGUAUAUUUUAUGCAUAUAUUAUAUCAAUAUAAUUUGUAAAGGUGACAUAGAGCAAAAUAGGGCUACUGUAUUUUAUCUAUUCCCUCAUCCAUUCCAGUAGUAUCAGUACAGUAACUGUUUAUUAUACAGGAUUAUUUAUUGACACUAAGUAAUAAUUAUAUAAACAUUUGGGUUUUCUAUAUUUUUUUUCACCAUUUAAGACUGCCAAAAACAUUUCAUUUGGGUUGAAUAAUCUUAGGAAGCUGCUGUCUUUUAUGAACCACUAGGAAGGCUACUGUUUCCUUCUUUAUUAUCAAAGUACUGUAUGUCAUUUUUCAUUAACUCCUUCACUAUGAGGACGCCACUUUGUUAUACAGUGCGUUCUUGUUCCAGUCUUUCACUUCUUGUUCUCUCAAUUUGUCCAGACCACCUGUGCAUACCGUGAGCUUCUCUCUGCUUGACGUUCUUCCAUUUCCACUCUCCUCCAUAUUUCUUCAUGUUUAUACAGCACUCUUAUUCUCUGCACAUUAUUUACCCAACUUAUUGAUCUUAAUCCUUAAAUAGUAGCCAUUAUCAGUGGAAGUUAGCUGUAGGGAUGGCAGCCAUCAUAUGUUUUGUAUAGUACAGUGGCAGGCAUGAACCAAAUGAAUAUGUUGAGCAUUGUUGUAAAAGAGGAGUACUGCAGCAUUAACUCUCUCAAGCACUGUUGGAUUUAUCUAACAAGAGCGAGUCGAGCCUACACUAGGACUGAGGGAUUAUUUCCUGCGAUGGAAUUUAAAAUUUUUUUGCUAUUCCCACAGCUUCAGCUGACUGGUCAUAUCACUGCUAUAGUCCCCAGGAAACUGUGUACCUAGAUUUGCCUGACAAUUUAAAUUUCACGAUAUUUGAGAUAAGUUUAAUUCUGAUCCAAGUGUUGCCAUUUUGCCGUCUGUCACUCCUUGCCGGUGAACUUAUGAAGCUAGGUAAUUCCCUACAACUAAUAUCUGCUUGUUAUUUGUGUUUCAUAUUCAGCAACUUCUAAUAAGGCAGCAACAAUGAAGAGUAACUCAGUCAGGAAGUGGACCUGGAGAUAAAUAUUAUGAGCCUCGGCUAAGGUGAAUAAUGAAUCAGCAGCAACUGUUUUGUGUCAUUUCAUUCUCAGCUCAAUAAAUAAACUUAAAACCCUC